CGUUCUAUUGCGCGCGCGCGGCGCGUUUUCAUUACUUUACCCCGCGGGUCGUGGCUACUGCCCUUCCAACUCUUACGCAAAACCGAACGUUUCGCCGCGCCGAAGGAAACCCUGCGCCGCCGUAGCGCGCGCCUUGCGUCCGCGGUGACGUCAUCCCCCGGCUCGCUCGCCGACGGGGCCCUGCCGACGUGGCGGGGCGGAAGACGUGCCGCGCGCUCCGGAGCCGUCACCCAGCAGCGAACACAAUGUCUCAGGCUGACGCAGACCCCUCCGCAGACAUCCCCGCCCCGCGGGCCCACACAGAUCCCUCUGCGCCACCGGCCCCUUCCCAAACCCCAUUCAUUGCUGGAGACUUCAAUGAGUCCUCCAGAGUGGCGACCAGAGGGGAUGUGACCGGCAGCGAUGGCUCAGAUGGUCCGGUUGACCAAACGCAGCACGCAGCUGAAGGCCAGGUGAUAGAGUGUGACCAACCAGUGAGCCUGGAACCAGAAAUGAGCGCUGUAGAAGGGGAAGUCAAGACCGACGCUGAAGAGAAGGAGAAAGCUUGGGGAGGCUGGGGCUCAUGGGGAAAGUCUCUUCUCACCAGCGCCACAUCCACCAUGGGUCAAAGCCUGAGUUCGGUCAAGGAGAAAGCAGGAGAGGCUUUGCGCCUCCACAAGACCUCAGUAGGGGAGGAGGCCAGAGAGGAGGAGGAAGAAAGAGUGGAGGGGGAGAAUGAGGGAGGAAGAGAGGGAGGAGAGGACACCACGCCUGACACCGCUCAGUCUUCAUUGAGCACCGUAGCUCCUGGUAGAGGCGUCUUCUCUGCCAUCACACACGCUGUGCAGAACACUGGGAAGUCAGUAAUCAGUGGUGGUCUGGAUGCCCUGGAGUUCAUUGGGAAGAAGACAAUGACUGUCUUAGCUGAGAGCGACCCAGGCUUCAGAAAAACCAAGACUCUGAUGCAGAAGACUGCAUCUCUGAGUCAGAUGUUAAAGGAGGCCAAAGAGAAGGAGCGGGCGCGUCUAGACAACCAGGCGAUCAGUGAGCCCACAGCUCACUAUGGCAUCCUGUUUGAUGACUACCAGGGCCUAUCGCAUCUCGAGGCCUUAGAGAUUCUGUCCAGUGAGAGUGACGUCAAGGUCCAAGCGUUCCUGUCUUCGCUGGAGCAGGAGGAGCAGGAGGAGUUGAAGAAAGAGCUGAUUGUCAUCAAGGACAUCUUCACCAGGGGAGAAGAGGGGAUGGAGGAAGAGGAAGGAGGGCGGGAAGGGCAGGAGGGAGAGACGAAGGAUAAUGGUGAUCUAAGUUCCCAAAUACACUGUUCUACCCCCCUGUCUGCUGAUGGCGAGGAGUUUGUGAGUACUCUCACCGAGCUGCUCUUCGAGCUUCACAUCGCCGCCACGCCGGACAAACUCAACAAGGCUCGAGUCAGGGCUCAUGAUUGGGUGAGCGAGUUGGGACAGCCCAUCACUACGGAAACGGUCGGCGGGGAAGCAGACGAGCAGCCGGGGGUAGAGGCCACAUCUGGAGAAAUCAUGGAGAGAGGAGGAGGAGGAGAGGCGGAGGGGGAGAAAGCAGAGGAGAGAGAAAUGAAGGCUGAGGGGAAUGAGACGGAGAACAACCCCAAAACUGUGGAGGCUGUCUACCUGUUAUCAGUAGGCAGUCUGGCUGAGGUGACAGCUCGCAGUAUUGAGCAGCUCCACAAGGUGGCAGAGCUCAUCCUCCAUGGCCAGGACCUGGAGAAACCAGCGAGGGAUCAGGCACACAUUCUCACCAGGUUGACAUGUGCAAUGUGUAAAGAGGUGGGAUGUCUGGCCACAAAAUUCUCUGAUACACUGCUUACUAUCGGGGCACAUAGGAAGGCAGAAGAGUUGAACCCACUGGUAGACGGCGUACUGCAUGAGGGCUCCAACAGCACCAACUACAUUCAGAAUGCCUUCCAGCUGCUGCUGCCGGUCCUUCAGAUCUCCCACAUCCAAACCCAGCAGUCCAAAACCAGCACAGAGCCGCCAGCCCAGACUCAGCACUAGUCCUCAUUCCAACUACCCGCCUUACACACACACACACACACACACACACACACACACACACACACACACACACACACACACACACACGCGCGCACACACACACACACACAGCUACUGUACCCGCUGCAAUGCUAGCUUCUCUUCAUGUAACUAUUGUACAGUGAGGUAUACAGAAAAUAUUAUAUUAAUGCUUUUAUCUUGCAGUGUCAUACAGACUGAAGAUGCUAUGUUUUGCAGAUUACUAGCUAAUGUAGAAAGGUAGACUGUAGGGGGCCUCAAUACGGCCCACCCCUCUUUCAUGUGGCAUUGCUUUAUUGUGCGGCUGUUCCGUGUUGCACAUGUGAAUGUCAUUUUGUGGCUUUUGCGUUUAGCGGUGACGGACCAAACACUUGAGCUGAUUCUGCGUUAGCUGUGGGCAACCAGCGAAACCAAGGAUCGACCGAACGAGGGCCGAGGGCAAGGGCCCCAUUUUCCUUCAAAACACUACACCAAAAAUGGAGUUCUGAUCAUUUCCUUAUGGAGAGAUUCUGCUUACUUCAGCAUUAAUUAUUUAUUUAAUUUUUUGGGGUUUUUUUGUUAGUGCUCAUGUCAUGAUGGUCCAUUGUUUUACCAGGACUAGAACAAUAACUAACACUAGUGACUUUUUAGUUUUAUUUGUCAAUAUGCAAUUUGAUUUGGGGGUUUUUUCUGAAUCAAAGUGCCAGUAUUGGUGAUUACACCACUGUUUUUGCUAUUUGUUUUUGUAUGUUAAACCAAAUGAAGCGACAUGGCCUUGUGUUCUGCCGUCAUCUGAGAGAACGGGUUGAAAUCACAAUACUGUAACCUAGACAACACCCCCUUUUUCGAAUUCUGGUAAGGAUAAAAUGUCGGUGAGUUACUGUGACGGUAAUGCUACGUAUGCUGCUAUUAUACUCAACAGACGCAGAAUGACUAACGCUCCGGCCUACAUUGGCUCCUUCCUUCCAGUUCAUGGUCAUAUGGAAAGAUCUCAGAUAUAGUCCUCUUUCCUGCUUCUCUGUUAAUAUUUCCUUCUCUCCCCCUUAAAAAUACGUUCAUUUAAUGCACAAUUACAAGCAAACCAAUUUGAAACAAGAGAAGCAGUGAAAAUGUUGCGUCGGAGACCUUUCCAACCGUAGCCAGCUUUAGUAAGCCCGGCUAUUUUGUAGGUGUUUAUGUGCCACGGGAUGCUUAAUGAAGAAUACAGGGGACUGCAAAAUGUCUGGGUGCUCAGAACGAUGUAUCCCGGCUUGGACUAUGUUUUCUGGUGUGAUUUUAAAUAAUUACAGCCCUCUAACGAAGUGCCAUUUGACUGUCGGAUGAUGAAAUGUAAGAGAAUGAACAAAUUUUAACCA
Lampris incognitus (smalleye Pacific opah) is the source of this 3361-nucleotide messenger RNA. It is a transcript of the gene fam114a1, whose product is annotated as family with sequence similarity 114 member A1. The record is from RefSeq and is a predicted model, not a curated record. Lineage: Eukaryota; Metazoa; Chordata; Actinopteri; Lampriformes; Lampridae. Bases 246 to 2009 code for a protein of 587 amino acids. The transcript is spliced from 13 exons.